Molecule: messenger RNA, 3424 nt
Organism: Lemur catta (Ring-tailed lemur)
Lineage: Eukaryota; Metazoa; Chordata; Mammalia; Primates; Lemuridae
Gene: ZNF341
Product: zinc finger protein 341
Exons: 15
Coding region: 148-2712 (854 amino acids)
Source: RefSeq, a predicted model, not a curated record
AUGCUGGGGUUCCCGCGAGCCAAGCCUCGGGUUCCAGGGCUGGGGGCUCGACGGCGGCUCCCGGGCGCCCCCUGGCGGCCCCGCGCCGCCGCGGCUCCCACAAUGCUCGCGUAGCCCCGCUUCAGCUCCCGCGGCGGCGGCUCCAAGAUGGCGCAGGCGAUCUUUGAGGCCCUGGAGGGGAUGGACAAUCAGACCGUUCUGGCCGUCCAGUCACUGUUGGAUGGCCAAGGAGCAGUCCCUGAUCCGACAGGCCAGAGCGUCAACGCACCCCCUGCUAUCCAGCCACUGGAUGACGAGGAUGUCUUUCUCUGCGGGAAGUGUAAGAAGCAGUUCAACUCGCUGCCGGCAUUUAUGACCCAUAAGCGGGAACAGUGCCAGGGGAAUGCCCCCGCCCUGGCCACAGUCUCGCUGGCCACCAACAGCAUCUACACACCUUCGGCAGCACCCACGGCUGUCCAGCAGGCACCACCUCCUACCAAUCGCCAGAUCUCCACAUACAUCACAGUGCCCCCGUCGCCACUGAUCCAGACCUUGGUGCAGGGGAACAUCUUGGUGAGCGAUGAUGUGCUCAUGUCUGCCAUGUCGGCCUUCACGUCCCUGGACCAGCCCAUGCCCCAGGGCCCCCCACCUGUGCAGAGCAGCCUGAACAUGCAUUCUGUGCCCAGCUACCUCACCCAGCCUCCACCACCUCCUCCGCCCCCUCCGCCACUGCCUCCACCCCCACCUCCCCAACCUCCCCCACCCCCACCCCAGAGCCUGGGCCCUCCUGGACGUCCCAACCCUGGUGGGAAUGGCGUGGUGGAGGUGUACAGCGCUGCAGCACCACUAGCUGGGAGUGGAACAGUGGAGAUCCAGGCAUUGGGGAUGCAGCCCUACCCGCCCCUGGAGGUGCCAAACCAGUGUGUGGAGGCUCCAGUAUACCCGACCCCCCCGGUGUACAGCCCCGGCAAACAGGAAUUCAAACCAAGAGGACCAAACCCCGCUGCCCCCAUGACCAGUGCCACUGGGGGCACAGUGGCCACCUUUGACUCCCCACCGAUGCUGAAGACCCGACGGGCUAAAGGUGCCAGGGGACUCCCGGAAGCUGCUGGGAAGCCAAAAGCUCAGAAACUCAAGUGCUCAUACUGUGACAAAUCAUUCACCAAAAACUUCGACCUGCAGCAGCACAUCCGAAGCCACACUGGUGAGAAACCCUUCCAGUGCAUUGCAUGUGGCCGUGCCUUUGCCCAGAAGUCUAACGUCAAGAAACACAUGCAGACCCAUAAGGUGUGGCCUCCAGGGCGCAGCGGUGGCACCGUUUCUCGCAACUCUGUGACUGUACAGGUCAUGGCCCUGAACCCCAGCAGGCAAGAGGACGAGGAAAAUACAGUGUUGGGCCAGCCCCUGCCGAAUGCGCCACAGCCCCAGGCCUUGCCCGCGGCAGGCGAGGAUGAGGGGGACAAGCUGGAGCUCAAGCAGGUGGUCCUCAUCAACAGCUCCUACCUGUGCCAGUUCUGCCCCAGCAAGUUCAGCACCUACUUCCAGCUCAAGUCCCACAUGACCCAGCAUAAGAACGAGCAGGUGUACAAGUGCGUGGUCAAGAGCUGUGCCCAGACAUUCCCAAAGCUCGACACAUUUCUGGAGCACAUCAAAAGCCACCAGGAGGAGCUGAGCUACCGCUGUCACCUCUGCGGCAAGGACUUCCCCUCUCUCUACGACCUGGGUGUGCACCAGUACUCCCACAGCCUCCUGCCACAGCACAGCCCCAAGAAGGACAGCACUGUCUACAAGUGUGUCAAAUGUGUCAACAAAUACUCCAGCCCUGAAGCCCUGGAGCACCACCUGCAGACCACCACUCACAGCUUCCCCUGCCUGCACUGCCAGAAGGUGUUUCCUUGCGAACGCUACCUGCGGCGUCACCUGCCUACCCACGGCAACGGGGGCAGGUUCAAGUGCCAGGUAUGCAAGAAGUUCUUCCUGCGGAAGCACUACCUCAAACUGCACGCUCACAUCCACUCAGGCGAGAAGCCCUACAAGUGCUCAGUGUGCGAGUCCGCGUUCAACCGCAAGGACAAACUGAAGAGACACAUGCUGAUCCAUGAGCCCUUUAAGAAAUACAAAUGCCCCUUCUCGGCACACACAGGCUGCAGUAAGGAGUUCAACCGGCCGGACAAGCUGAAGGCUCACAUCCUCUCUCACUCUGGCAUGAAGCUCCACAAAUGCGCCCUGUGCAGCAAGUCCUUCAGCCGCCGUGCCCACCUCACCGAGCACCAGCGCGUCCACACAGGCAACUACAAGUUCCGCUGUGCUGCCUGUGCCAAGGGCUUUUCUCGCCACAAAUACCUCAAGGAUCAUUGCUGCCACCUUGGCUCCCAAAAAGACAAGGACCUGCAAGCCCGGCGGCCCCCCCGGAGGAGGGCAGCUCCCCGCAGCAGCAGCAGUGGUGGGCGCAAGGUGGUGACCCCCUUGCCUGACCCACUGGGGCUGGAGGAGCUGAAGGACACAGAGGCUGGGCCAGUGCCCGAGGCUGCCCCAGGCAAGCCACCCUUCUCGGAGCCCGAUGCUGUGCUGUCCAUCGUGGUGGGCAGCACGGUGGGCGGAGAACCUGAGCUCGUGGUGCCUGGACAUGCUGAAGGGCUGGGCUCCAACCUGGCGCUGGCGGAGCUGCAGGCCGGGGCCGAGGGCCCAUGUGCCAUGCUCGCUGUGCCCGUCUACAUCCAGGCCUCAGAGUGACAGACCUGGGAUGUUUGCUCCCACAGGCUGGCCUGAUGCUUACGUUCGGGCCCAGGGCUCCCGGGGGAAGACUAGAGAUCCUUCCCAAUGGAAGUGAGCCGUUUGCGGAAGUCCUUUUGAAUGUCAUUCAUAAACCUUGGCCUGUGGCCACUCUCCUGUGUCCCCAUCCUGCUGGAAAGCCCUGCAGCAUUCUGGGAUCUGGGGCAGGACUGCCUAUGGUUUCUGGAUGGAGCAAUGGCAAAAGAGAUGGUUGGAGCCGGAGCAGCCCAGGGUCACCGAAGAGAGAAGACAGGAUGGUCCCACCACCCCUUCUCCAGGCUGCCUGGGGUGGCCUCUAGUCAGCUGCUCUCGGGGAGGCCUGACAUGGUCGGAGUCUUGUCCUUAUCCGUUGGACCUUCUCACAGAUGGUUCCUCACAGUGUCCUCAGACAACUCUGUGAUGUAGGCUUUCAGGAGCCACUCCAGUAUCGUGGCUAGAGUGCAGCUAUGAGCCAGAUCUGCCUUCAAAUCCAAGAGUUGCCACACACUUGCUGGGCAGGUCACUUCACCUUUCUGAGCCCCGUGUUCCUCAUCUGUACCGAGGGGCUUAUGAUAGUACUACCUCAUAGGGUUGUCAUGGGGACCCAGUAUGAUGAAAUGUGCAAAGGGCUUGGCAUGGUGCCCAGCAUUCAGAAAGUGCUCAAUAAAUGUUCUUAUCAUGUGUGUCCGAAUGA